Zymoseptoria tritici IPO323 is the source of this 1201-nucleotide messenger RNA. RefSeq lists its product as uncharacterized. The transcript is spliced from 4 exons. Bases 26 to 1201 code for a protein of 391 amino acids. Gene Ontology annotation, molecular function: epoxide hydrolase activity. Gene Ontology annotation, biological process: epoxide metabolic process. Lineage: Eukaryota; Fungi; Ascomycota; Dothideomycetes; Mycosphaerellales; Mycosphaerellaceae. The record is from RefSeq and is a predicted model, not a curated record.
AUCCAACAUAUCACAAAACAACACCAUGGCUCCAUUCUCCGGCGUUCUCGAAGUCAAGCCGUUCAAGGCCGCCGUUUCGGAUUCAGCUCUCGAAGACUUCAAGCAGCUCUUGCGUCUGUCGAAAGUCGGUCCUGCGACCCUCGAGAACUCAUCACAGGCCGAUUCCGCAUAUGGACUCUCUCGAGACUGGACGGAGAAGGCCAAAGACUACUGGCUGAACAAAUACGACUGGCGAAAGACAGAGGAGCGCAUCAAUUCCUUCGAAAACUACAAAGCUACCAUUACAGGCGAAGAUGGAGAAAACCUCGACAUCCACUUCCUCGCCCUGCGAUCCAGCAAACCCGAUGCCGUCCCUGUGGUCCUCCUCCACGGCUGGCCGGGAAGUGUACUUGAGUUCUUGGGAAUGCUGGACCUCGCUCGCAACAAGUACAAAUCCGAGGAUCUGCCCUACACCUUCAUCGUACCAUCACUGCCUGGAUACGCUUACUCUUCCGGCCCUUCGAUGAAGUCCGAGUCUACCUGCGAGACGAUGGCGUACUUCGUGGACAAGUUGAUGGUCGGUCUGGGUUUCGGCAGCGGCUACAUCGCGCAAGGUGGCGACAUUGGCAGUUUCGUGUCCCGCAUCCUCGGUGCUCAGUACGAGAGCUGUAAAGCGGUGCACGUCAAUUUCAACAUCAUGCAACCUCCCGAAGGCGAGGCCAGCAAAGAUAUCACUGCCAUGGAGAUGAAGGGUCUCGAAAGAGCCGGCCAAUUCAACGAACAGGGCAGUUCCUACGCCAUGGAACAUGGACAGCGACCAGCGACCAUCGGUCUGGUCCUUUCCACAUCGCCACUCGCGCUUCUCAUAUGGAUCGGCGAAAAGUACCUCGAAUGGGUCGACGAUCAUCUGUCGCUGGACCACAUCCUCGACAGCGUUUCGCUGUACUGGUUCACCGACUCCUUCCCACGAGCCAUCUACCCCUACCGUCAGUUCUUCGGCCCGAAGCCAAAGGCCAUCACGAAGGCUUACUACAUCGGGAAGCCCAUGGGAUAUUCUUGGUUCCCGAGGGAGAUUGCACCUAUGCCUCUGGGCUGGGUCAGGACGACUGGAAAUCUGGUGUGGCACAAGUCGCACGAAAAGGGCGGCCAUUUCGCGGCGCUGGAGCGGCCGCAGGAUUUGUUGGAUGAUGUGGAGGAGUUUGUCAAGGCUGUGUGGAAGUAA